This is a messenger RNA of Chelonoidis abingdonii (Abingdon island giant tortoise), 1050 nucleotides long. RefSeq names its product homeobox C10 (gene HOXC10). Gene Ontology annotation, cellular component: nucleus. Gene Ontology annotation, biological process: regulation of transcription by RNA polymerase II. Gene Ontology annotation, molecular function: RNA polymerase II cis-regulatory region sequence-specific DNA binding; DNA-binding transcription factor activity, RNA polymerase II-specific. The record is from RefSeq and is a predicted model, not a curated record. NCBI's taxonomy places the organism in Eukaryota, Metazoa, Chordata, Testudines, Testudinidae.
CUGACAAUGUCAUGUCCCAACAAUGUGACUUCUAACGCCUUUUUGAUGGACUCGCUGGCCGGUACCUGUAGAGGCGAGAAUUAUUCCUCUAACCAAGGAAUGUAUAUGCAGCCUGGGAGCGAUUUCAGCUGUGGAAUGAUGAGAAACUGUGGAAUUAUCCCGUCUCUUUCCAAAAGAGACGAGGUGAAUACCGCCAGCCUGUCUCUCAACACCUAUCCAUCUUACCUUUCUCAGCUAGACACUUGGUGUGACCCAAAAAAUACUUACAGAAUCGAACAACCUGUUGCAAGACAGCUCCCAUCCUGCUCUUUCCCAACCAAUGUCAAAGAAGAGAAUGUAUGCUGCAUGUAUAACGCUGAUAAAAGGGCGAAAAAUGCCACAGAGACAGCCCUCUACCCCAAUCAAAUGCCUGACUCUUGCCUAAAUGAUCAUGAAGUCCCUGUUCCUAGCUACUAUCGAGCCGGCCAAGGUUAUUCCUCUAUGGAGAAGACGCCAAACUGCAACAAUCCAAAUGAGUUUGAGGCAAGUUUUGACUCCAGGGCGAGUCUGAACCCAAGGAGUGAGCGUCUGGAACAACAACAAGCCCCACCGCCAGUGGCUAAAGUGAGUUUCCCCGAAAACACAAAAACAGAUAAUACCCAGAACACAUCCACCAACGAAAUUAAAACAGAAACAAGUGCCCCAGCUCCAAAAAUAAGCUCUUCGGAAGCAGAGAAAGACGUGAAUAAAAGCACUGACACCAGCACAGACAAUUCUGACAAUGAAGCAAAAGAGGAUAUAAAGGCAGAAAACACUACAGGAAAUUGGCUGACAGCAAAGAGCGGAAGAAAGAAAAGGUGUCCUUACACUAAACACCAGACGCUGGAAUUGGAGAAGGAAUUCUUAUUCAAUAUGUACUUGACCCGUGAGCGCCGCCUGGAGAUUAGUAAGAGUAUUAACCUGACAGACAGACAAGUCAAAAUCUGGUUUCAGAACCGCAGGAUGAAACUCAAGAAAAUGAACAGAGAGAACCGAAUUCGCGAACUGACUUCCAAUUUUAAUUUUACUUGA